Molecule: messenger RNA, 723 nt
Organism: Elephantulus edwardii (Cape elephant shrew)
Lineage: Eukaryota; Metazoa; Chordata; Mammalia; Macroscelidea; Macroscelididae
Gene: TMEM247
Product: transmembrane protein 247
Exons: 5
Coding region: 1-723 (240 amino acids)
Cellular component (GO): endoplasmic reticulum
Source: RefSeq, a predicted model, not a curated record
AUGGAGGUCUACGCCCAGAAGGAGCCUGAGAGGGAAAUUAUGGAAGCCCGGGGGGCAGGAGAGAGCUGCCCAAACAUCCCCAAGACGGUGCCCAGCGAUCCCAUUUCUGAAGAGAAAUCAAAGGCUUCUUUGCCCACUCCGGCCCCGGAAGCAGAUCCCCCCAACCCAGACUCUUGCUAUGACCACGUGGAAGAGAUGGAGACUUGUGAGGACGGAGGCUGCCCAGGCUCAGUGAUGCCACUGCCCCUCCUGGCGGGGCCCACCACCAAGGGCCAGGUGGGCGACGGGCCCCAACAGGCAGAGCUGCCCCCAGACCUGGGGUCCAAGCGCAUUUUGGAGAUAGAGCUGGAGAAGGUGCGCAUGGAGUUCGAGCUCACGAGGCUCAAGUACCUGCAUGAGGAGAACCAGAGGCAGCGACAGCACGAGGAAGUGAUGGAGCAGCUGAGGCAACAGGCAGCGCCCCGCCUGUUUUCAGGAGGGCUCCAGGAUCUCCUGCUCCCCCAGAACCAGUUCGCCAUGUUUCUGUACUGUUUCAUAUUUAUCCACAUCAUCUACGUCACCAAAGAAAUGGUCGUCUUUCUCUUCUCCAAGCACUACCUCUUCUGCAUUGCUGCCAUUUUGCUCUAUUUGAUUAAAACUUUGUGGCCAUACUGCUCAUGUUACAAAGCUCUUAAUCCUACCAAUGACAGCAUCUCCCCUCCAUCCUCCAACCAGUCGCGCUAA